GAUUUGGAGGCCCCAGGAGAUCACAAGUUGUGCUUACUGUUUACUGUACAAGGAUUGCUGCAGUCAGAAUAGUGAAAGCUGUGCUAAUGGAUCUGAUCUGUCUGGCAACUCUGGAUCAGCCCAGCAGCGUCCCCCAAGCCUUUGUUGCUUCACCUGUAAAAUAGCGUUAUAGAAGAUGAGGGGGAACGUGAAGAAUGAAGUGUCCAAAGAUGAAAGGGAAGAUUAUCAUAGAGUGGACUUGAGAAUAUCUUCAAGCUUCUUUAUAAUGUAUAAUACCAGGAUAGAGAUUCCUUCUGCCAUCAGAUGUCAUUCUGCUUGACUGAACUGCACCUGUGGUCUUUGAAGAAUACCUUACACAUUGGCGAUAGAGACAUUGGGACCUACCAGUAUUACGACAAGAAAGAACCAUCAGCAACAGAUCAUGGUAACUUAGAAGAAAAGCAGAGACUGGCAGAAUCACGAGAUUUUCCAUGGACGCUCAAAAACAGACGCCCAGAAAAACUUCGAGACUCACUCAAGGAGUUGGAGGAGCUGAUGCAAAACAGUCAGUGUGUGCUGAGCAAAUGGAAGAACAAAUACGUCUGUCAGCUCCUGUUCGGUUCAGGCGAGCUGGUGUCCCUAAGCCUGUCCGGGCCGCAGCUGGAGAAGGUGCUGAUUGACAGGAGCCUGGUGGGGAAGCUCAUCUCAGACACCAUCAGCGAUGCCCUUCUCACAGACGGCUUCAUCAUCCUAUCGUUUUUGGCACAAAACAAGCUGUGUUUUAUUCAGUUUGCCAAGAAGAUGAGCUCUCCUGAUACAAACAGAAGGCUGGAAAAGCUCUCAGCCUUGGACUAUAAGAUUUCCCAUUAUGAAAUCCCUGGCCCAGUAAAUAGGACAAUACAGCGUCGUCUAGCUAUCAAUUGUGUUCAAGAUACAAUUGUUUGCUGGUGGCCACUGGUCAGUGAUGAUGCUUGGCCUUGGACCCCGAUUUCUUCUGAGAAGGACGGAGCCAAUCUGCUGCUCCUGAGUUAUGCUCAAGGAAGGCUGGAGGUUCUGAGUUCUGUACGCACAGAAUGGGACCCACUGGAUGUUCGCUUUGACACCAGACAUCCUAAUCAGAUGUUGACAGUGGAGUGCUCCAUCAGUGUAGACAGAGAGCCCGCGGCUGACAGCUGCGUCUAUGAAUGUGUUCGGAACAAAAUCCAGUGUGUAUCAGUCACCAGAAUACCACUAAAAUCAAAGGCCAUUAGUUGUUGCAGGAAUGCUACUGACGACAAACUGAUCCUGGGCUGUGAAGAUUCUUCAGUAAUUCUUUAUGAAACUCACCGUAGAGUGACUCUCUUAGCUCAGGCUGAACUUCUGCCUUCAUUAAUAAGCUGCCACCCAAGUGGGGCCAUUCUGCUAGUUGGCAGUAACCAAGGGGAGCUGCAAAUAUUUGAUAUGGCUCUUUCUCCUAUUAACAUCCAGCUUUUGGCUGAAGACAACUCACCUAGGGAGACUCUACAAUUCAAAAAAUUCUUUGAUGUUUCUAGCAGUCUUGUUCAAAUGCAGUGGAUAGCGCCUCAGGUUGUUUCUAAGAAGCCUGAAAGUGGGGACAUCUAUAAUCUCCUCUUCCUCAGGUUUGACAGAGGACCUUUGGGUGUACUUCUGUUUAAACUUGGUAUCUUCACACAAGGACACCUGGGUCUGGUAGACAUCAUCUUCCAGUAUGUUCACUGUGAUGAGAUCUAUGAGGCAAUAAACAUCCUGAGUAGUAUGAACUGGGACACUCUGGGCUAUGAGUGCUUUAUCAGCAUGUGUGCCAUUGUAAACCAUCUUCUUAGACAAAAGCUCACACCAGAGAGAGAAGCACAGCUUGAGGCAAGCCUUGGAACCUUCUAUGCUCCAACAAGACCACUCCUGGAUACAACUGUAUUAGAAUACAGAGACCAAAUCAGCAAAUAUGCAAGGAGAUUCUUCCACCACUUGCUCAGGUACCAAAGAUUUGAAAAGGCAUUUCUGUUAGCUGUUGACAUUGGUGCUCGUGACCUGUUUAUGGAAGUGUGUAACACAGCCUGGUAUUACUUGCAAGUAAAAACAAUGUUAGUUCUCACUGAGAAACUUUAUCACAAUGACAUCCAUUACCUUGCACUAGAUAAGGGAGAACUAGCACUAGCUGAAGUGGCAAGAAGGAGAGCUAGUGAUAUUGAUGCAGAAUCAAUAACCUCUGGAGUUGGGUACAACCCCAGGAGUUGUUACACACCACCACUUCAACACAUAUCCCAUUGGAGAAAUCCUGGUCACAAAGCUACACCUAACUGUAAGAAAAUCUGGAAACUAUGUUAAUUGAGAUGACCAUAUAUGCAGCAAAAAGAAACACAGCUAAAAGCAGUCACCACUCGAGGGAAAGCUACCUGUUCAUCUGUUACACUGAGUUUUAAAGAACAGUAUUUAGAAGAAGAAAAGCAAGAUGGGAGAACUUCUUUUAUAUG
Messenger RNA from Odocoileus virginianus texanus, 2450 nucleotides. NCBI's taxonomy places the organism in Eukaryota, Metazoa, Chordata, Mammalia, Artiodactyla, Cervidae. The record is from RefSeq and is a predicted model, not a curated record.